Rotaria sp. Silwood1 is the source of this 315-nucleotide messenger RNA. The record is from the annotation of a GenBank genome assembly. Lineage: Eukaryota; Metazoa; Rotifera; Eurotatoria; Philodinida; Philodinidae.
AUGACGUUCAAUCGUUCGAAUCUUAUGCGAUGGCUACUCCAACUCAAGUGGACAGCUGCAUUAGCAAUAAAAUGGCAAGAAUUCUACAAUAAUGCCUUACGUGUUGUUGCCUAUGGUCGAGCAACAUAUAUACAAAUAAUGGUGGUUGCUUCACCUAAACUUCAAGACUUGGAACCAGUCAAGUGUGCCGGCCACAUCGACUCUACAGAAGUGACAGCGGCUUGCAAAACAAAUGAGGCUAUUCGUCAAACAAUAUCCAUUCUUACUAUUACUAUUCUUCUAACAUUGAAAAUUGUCUUUGCAAAAAUUGAAUGA